Cucumis melo (muskmelon) is the source of this 1401-nucleotide messenger RNA. RefSeq lists its product as uncharacterized. NCBI's taxonomy places the organism in Eukaryota, Viridiplantae, Streptophyta, Magnoliopsida, Cucurbitales, Cucurbitaceae. The transcript has a single exon. Bases 1 to 1401 code for a protein of 466 amino acids. The record is from RefSeq and is a predicted model, not a curated record.
AUGUCGUUCCUCCCUAAGUUUGCAGGAUUCCAGAACCACGCAGAAGGAAAGUACCUUCAAUUCCUUCCUGAUGGUUUUCUUAGGGGCGUACUACAAUACUCUUCUGAUCAAGCUUUGACACCGUUUACAAAGUUCGAGAUUGUGCCCGACAAGGAUGGUAAAUAUUGGCACAUAAAAUGUUGCUACAAUGACAAGUACUUGGCCUCUUCCGACGACCACAAUCGCUUUGUUACUCCCUUCGUUAGCAAGCCGAGUGAAAACGAAUCCUCAAGGCCAUGCACAAUGUUUAAUAUAAUGUCUGGUCCUACUACAGGGACUUACUAUUUGUUCGAUGUCUCGCUACAAACCUAUGCACGUCGAUGUACCAGUAGCAGAAUUCAUCCCAAUGUUCUCACAACUAGAUAUAGACGUGAUGAAAACCGACACGACGACAAAUUAGUUUUGUUAGUCGACUUUGAAAACAUCAUCCGACUCCCCAAAUACCUCUCCUUUAAGAACAAUGACAAGUUUCUCGCUGCCCAUACGUAUUAUAAUUCCCCAUAUUUGCAGUUCAAUGCAACCGACAUUGGAAACCCUCUGGUGAGUCACGAAAUUUUUAACGUCGGCGAUGGAACUGUUAGAAUCAAGAAUGAAUCUACCAAGAAGUUUUGGAGACGUGACCCAAACUGGAUCCUGGCUGACUCAAACGACCAGACAGCGCACGACAAGAACACCUUGUUCUGGCCGGUCAAGAUUGCUAAAGAUAAAGUCGCGCUUCGAAACGUUGCUAAUGGCAGGUUCGUUACAAGAUACACUGGUGAUGGUAAGGUGGAUUUUCUGAACGCUAGUAGUGAAACUAUCACUAAGCAGGCAGAAUUGGAGAUCUGUGAGCCAAUUGUUUCAAGGGAACUCUGCGACUUUAAGUACCGGACUAUGGAUGCAAAGAUAUACGACGAACAAGUACUAACAAUGGCAACAGAGGAGGCUGUCAACACAAGCUCGAAAGAGACGGUUAUGACUGUAAGUUUAAAGUACAUGGAAGAAAAAACUAGAGCUUGGGAAUCUUCGUUGACCAUAGGUGUGGGUAUAGAGGCUUCCAUCAAAGCCGGGAUUCCUGAAAUUUUAGAAGGUGAGAUUAAAACCACUUAUAGUUUUGAAGGGAAUUACACAUGGGGAGAAACUAUUCAAGAAACUAGAGAAGUAACGGCAACAUAUUCUGUUCCUGUACCACCAAACACAAGGAUGAAAGUUACUCUUCUUGCAACUAAGGCCAAAUGUGAUAUUCCGUUUUCAUAUACGCAACGAGAUCUUCUCCGAAACGGAAGAAGAGUUGAGACAAAGUAUGAUGAUGGUAUUUUUAAGGGAGUCUAUACCCUUAAGUUUGAUUAUCAAAACAAGCCUUACCCACUCCAUUCUAAAUAG